Effrenium voratum is the source of this 1767-nucleotide messenger RNA. The record is from the annotation of a GenBank genome assembly. NCBI's taxonomy places the organism in Eukaryota, Dinophyceae, Suessiales, Symbiodiniaceae.
AUGCCACGACUUGAAUUUACUUUGCCCAGAACCAGGCAUGCGGCUCUCCUCAGCCCUGCCGGAAGUGGGCCAUGCCCGCCUUCAAGAGGAAGACACCGCGGCAAUUCGCUGUCUUCCUCCGGAGUCCACGAGGUGCAACGUGUCCACCGGCAAUGGUUCAAGCACUCUCGGCUGCGCAGGUGGCUACAGCGGCAUUAUCUGCUCGGAUUGCGCGGCAGGUCACUACGCCGCCAGCAAUAUGUGCGAGUGUGUCCAAGCAGAGAUGCCAUGCCAGAGCUCUUGCACAUCGCCAUAGCUGCGGCCAGUACUUUGACAGUAGCUUCAGUGUUAGCCUUGUGGCUACAGCGGAGAACGCCGGGAGAACCAAAACUACCCGAAGCAUCUGUGCUGUCGGCGCUGAAAGAGCAGAUCAAGGGGCAGGCGCCCAUCCUGUUACAAACUUGUCAGGUGUGGGCUGUUCUUGCCGUGCUUGCCAAAGAAGAGCAAGCGCAGAGCUCAACAUCCUUGUGGGAACUGCCGUACGUAGAGGUUUUGCAAUUUUCAUUUGACAGCCUGAAGAAUGGCCUGAACUUGCAAUGCCGCUUUGACGCUGCGAGCGUUCGCUUGGCUUCCGCCCUGAUCGCGCCGGUCGCUCCGGUGUUGCUUUUGGUUUCCUGCCUUUCUUUGGAAGUAUACAACGGAUCUGGCAUCCGUGCUGCGUUGAAGGUCCUGACGAUGUUGUACAUUGGGGGGGCGUCCGCAGCAUCAAAGCUGUUGAGCUGCCAAACGACGGACGGGGCAGGCAAUCUCCUCAAGGAGGAGCUUACUUUCCGCAAGUUGCUUCCUCACCUUCGUUGCCACAAUGAUCCUCUUGGACCCUACGUGGAUGCGACAGGCAUGACCACUGCCUUUUGCUACGGCAUUGUGGUUCCCGGAUGCCUCAUAUACUUAUAUGCCAAACAACAUUUUGUGCUUUUACCAGGCAAGGAGACUGUGUCGUUGGCAGCAGACCAUGGUGAUUUGGAAGUGUGGCUGGUGAAAGCAAAAAGCUCGUCACCUGACAAAUCGACUCUCAAGCAUGCGACGUUCACACGGCGCUUGGUGGCAGCGGCUGCGGCCUACAUCUCCGUACUGAAGCGAGGUCGUGUGACUGUGGAAUUGAAGCAGGGCACAGUGAUCGUGAAGCCCAUCGCAGGCGAUUCCUCUCGAACCGAUGAGCUUCCAAGCGCUGGUGCGAUCAGUCUGGCUGCUAAAGUUGACGUUGGCUCCUUGAAGAGCCGAGAACUUGCUGAAGCCAUGAUGGACCGGUGCAUUUUGGAAGAAAACGAAGCAGAGGAGCCGGUCUUGGCGGGCGCCAAAGACAUCUUCGUCAAGUACGCUCGUUGCCGAAAUGUGUACAUGGAAAUCCUGCAGAAAGCUGCCGCCAUCGCGUUGGUGUCAGUGGUACGCAGUGAAGAUGGCGUAGAGCUGUCAGUUGCGAUCACUUUGCUGAUGGCUGCAACAAGCAGAAUGGUGCAGCCGUUUUUGCAGCCACAGAUCAACACUCUCCAAUGCUGCUGCUUUUUGUGCUUGGCUCUGGCGUCACUGAGCUUCAGAUGUCACAUGCCUUGGUUGAGUCGCGUCGCCUUGGCGUUGCCUUUCCUGCUCAGCGCGGUCUUAGCCCUAAGGCCCGACAGCACGGAAAGCCUCUCGGUACGACUCUGGGAGCAGCUGAAGCAGCAGAUUCCAAAGCUGGAAGAUGAUGGCGAAGCAGUGGAGGUCGUCGUCGAGACCUGUAGCUUCAUAUGA